GCUGUGAAACUGCAGAAAACAACCAGACCCGACGAGGACUGUGUUUUAAAUUUACAGGCUGCGACGGAGACUAUACAUGCAAUACAGUCGUGUUAACGUUACACACGGACGAAGGCGACUGGCAACUUUAAUGUAGCCUUCAUGUAGCUUAGCUAGCUAGCUAAGUUGUACUUUGGAAGUUGAGAAGAUGUUUAAUUCGGGCGUUCAGCGUCCCUCCGCGUCCUCCCUGCAGGAGCGAAGAGUCUGCAAAAGGAUCUGUGUUUACGACUGCCGCUUCGCAAAUAAGGAGAUUACGGGGAAAUGGCUGGAAACAAGUCGUUUGGACUUCAACGGCUUUCUUCAUAUUCUGCAACAGGCAAUGAAUUUAAAAUACAUCCACAUGAAACAUAUGUGUUGGCCACGACGGACAGAACAGUCCUUGAUUUUGACAGAUUUGAGGAGCUUCCGAAUAGCAGCACCAUCUACCUGUUGCAACACGAGAACCAAGCCCUGUCAGUGUCAACACAGGAGCACAUCAAGUUUACGCCUCAUUACGAUACGUUGAUCCAGAGUGGUAUUUAUGAGUACUACGCUAGUGAGGGCCAGAAUCCAUUGCCAUACGCACUUGCUGAGCUGAUUGACAACGCUCUUUCGGCCACAGCUAAAAACACAGGAAUGAGGACAAUAGAGAUUCGGAUGCUGUUUGAUGAAACUCUUGGAAAACCUGCAGUGAUUGUUUUAGAUAACGGGUGUGGGAUGACCUCUAAGCAGCUCAAGAACUGGGCAGUGUACAGGCUCUCUAAAUUUAACAGGGAAGACAGCACAUUUGCAAGUAAGCAAGACGGAUAUGUUCGGCCUAAACCUGUCCGUCGAAGUCUCAACAGUGAUAUAUCCUACUUUGGAGUUGGUGGAAAACAGGCUGUUUUCUACAUCGGAGACUCAACCAGGAUGAUCAGUAAAUCAGUUGGAUCCCCAGAUGUUCAUGAGCUGGUUCUGUCACAAGAGGGCUUUGAGCGAAGAGAGAGGAACCAAGAGGAUGUUUACAGCGAGAUCAUCACAAACAGGAAGCCCGGUGACUCUUCACAUGUGAAUAAAGAUGAUGAGCACUUCCUCCAUGCCCUCAUUGCUGAGGAAUUUGGGAAGGAAAGCUUCACAGCCGUGGUCAUCACGGGAGUCCUGCCUGAACAUAUCACCUUUCUGAAACAGGAUUUCGAAGUGUGGACCAGACAGCUAGCUCACAUAUAUCACUAUUACAUUCAUGGAGUCAGUGGAAAUGAUUUGAGAAGCAGCUCUAUGAAAUCGGAUUAUCUCCCUAAAAUUGACAUUCAGAUCACGUUGCGGGAGAAGCCUCCCAGAUGUCCACGUGCGAUGAAUCUUAAGGAAGUUGACGACGACAUGCAGACUCUGUACAUAAGUAAUGCUGCAGAGACGUUUGAGUUUAACGCCUCCAUUGAACAAGACGGUGGCACAGUGGAGGGAGUCAUUCGGUAUCAUCCCUUCCUCUAUGACAAGGAGACUUACCCUAAAGACCCCUAUGCUGUGCAAGCUUCUUCUGAUAAUGGUGAUGAUGAUAACGAUAAUGAGCCUGGAGUCCUGCAUGAGGCAAGAGGGAAAAGGUCGAUAUUUGACUGUUUCUGGAAUGGACGGCUCAUACCUUACACCACAGUGUCUGAGUUUGAGUGGUGUAGCUGGAAGACCAGGAUUAAAGUAGCAGAGGUGCCCGAAGAGUGUUACAGUCGGUUUUCAGGGGUGCUUUUCACUGACGACAGAUUUCAGGUCAGCACGAACAAGCUCACCUUCAUGGACCUGGAGCUGAAACUGAAGAACAAGAACACCAUCUUCACAUGCGUUGUUAAUGGACAGUGUCCACAGGAAAAGAGUUCUGAAGUUACCUCCCUCCCUGAUCAAGUAAGCAAGAGUGUAACAGGGAGAAAAGAUCAGUCAAAGACAACAGGUCUGCAGCUACAUCCUUCCCCAAUCAAGAAACAAAGAAGUAACAUUCAGAAGGAAUUUACGCAGUGGCUAAAAAACUGUCACGAGAAGUGGGACAAGAAAGUAAAGUUCCUGGGCUACAAGGAGACCAUAACACGAACAGAUGUGCCUACUAAGAAAAUGCAGCAACCCUGGGCGACGUUCUCCUCUAUUGAAUGGGAUGGGAAAAUAUACAGAAAAGGCCAACUUGUGAAGUCUCAGAAAACGGUGCCCAUUCUGUAUGGUACCGUGGUUCGGUUUUUGCUGUAUGGGGACUAUAAAGGAGAUGUCUUUGCCUCAGGAGGACAGGUUGAAGUGGCUCUGGAACCAAAAGCACUUUACAAUAAGACCAAGACCAUAGCCAUUUCCAAGAUUGACAAGACCGCCACUGAUGAAGCCAUCAAGAAAAACAUCGACAAUGACUCAGAGAAGCUUCCAGAGAAACUGAAAGUGGACUGGCCAGAUGGUAACCCCUGGCCACAGAAUGCUGUUCGUCCAGCUGGGACUCCGUUAGGGUCACUCAAAAUUGAAAUUGUAAACAAGAAAGGAGAGUCGUUAUCCAGGAUGCCAGCAGGGGAAAAGGGAACAGUGAUAAAACUGAAUAUAGAGCUCACAGUUGUCCAGCACGGUCCUAAAGAAGAUCAACAGCUUAUCACUUGCGUUGCCCAACAUUCUGCAAAGUGGGGUUUCUGGUUCAAAAAAAUUGAGACUCUGACCAACCUGGGGAAGUAUACACUGUCUCUGAACACUGUGAUAAAUGAAAGCAAUGCCACCGUCUUUGGAGGCAGAAAGCUUCCAAGCUACGAACUCAAGUUCACCAUCAAAGAGGGUAGUGCUGAGAGUUUCGUUAUCAGUGCAGUGAGCUCCACUCUUCGUGUAGGAGUGCCAUUUGACAUUCCUCUGCUGAUAAAAGAUGGUUAUGACCACUCAGCGAUGCCUCCUCCCAAUCUCACACCUGUACUCAAAUGCAGUGGCCUGGAUCUGAGUUACGAGAAAGUGGAAAUCAGUGGGACCAUGUUCACCAUCAGAAGUGUCAAAGCAAGAGGGAAAGUCCUGAAUUACCAACAAUCUAAGACAUAUGACCUGAAAGUGACCCUACCUGGCCUGAAAACAGACACACAGACUCUCAAGAUCAGUCUUCUUCCUGGUCAUCCACAUUCCAUCCAUGUGACUCCAGAAGACAACCCACUCACAUUAGUGAAUGGAAACCCUGCCAAGUUUAAUGUCGAAAUUCACGAUGAGGCUGGAAACAUCACCGCUCACCCCAAACAGACCAUUCGCUGCCAGGUUCAGGGGCUUGCACCGGUGUCAACUGACUGCAGCAGCACAGGAGCUGUACAGCUUGUGACAAAGCCUAUAAACCUGAAAAUAAUCAAGGGAGAGCCACAAAUGCUCAAUGUUCAAUUUGAGAUGCCUAGUCAGAAGAACAUUGCAUUGGUCACGAGGGAGCUGAAGGUGUUGCCAAGCAGAAGGGUCUCCUGGAUGCAGCUCUGCAGUGACGGGAAGCUGGUGCUGAGAAACAAUGAAAAGAUAGAAUGGCUGGCUGGAGGCUUGCUGGAGAACUUGUUCUAUAAGCUGUAUGAUGAGGCCGAUAGAGCGGUACCUCUCACUGCUGAAAUAGCCUCCAGUAUCAAGGUUAACUGGAGGACAACAGAAGAUGUAAAUCUGGAAGAUUUGGUCCAGGGGAAGCUGCCUGAUGUACAGGUGCCCACGCAGGUGCAUGAAGAGCGCUUCUACCAGGUUUCCUACCAAGACCAGAGUGUGUCUGUCUCCUUUAACAUAGUGCCUCGUCCGGAUGAACCAACACGUCUGAAAGCAACUCUGCCCCAAAACACAGUGAAGCUGGGUGAAACCCUACCUGGAAACAUCAACUUGGAGCUUGUGGACCAGUAUGACAAUGUAACCAAGACACUUACCUCUGCCUGUGUGAACCACAUGACUGUGGAAGCCGAAGGUCUGGACAAAUCGACCAUCGCCUUUUUGUGGCAGGAGAGCAGCAGUUCUGUUCUGGUAACGGGGAUUCGGUUCCAGUCUGGGACUCCUGGCUCCAGAGAGAUGUGCUUCACCUACACGAGCUAUGUGGAGCGCGUCAUCAUUAAAGUGACUGCUGGAGUCCCUGCACAGCUUAAACUAGUCAGUGAGCCAGAGAAGCCUUUGCAGGUGUUGAAUGACCGCGGCAUCACCACACCGUUCAUCAUCCAACUGUGUGACAAGUGGGGAAACCCGUCUCCAGAUCAGAGGGUUGUGGUAGAAUUGACGUCUUCACCCCCAACACUGAAGGUGACUACAGCUGUUAUUUCACAACCUGUGAACGCAGAAGGGAAAGCCUCUUUCACUGUUAAUAGUGUAAGCGGACCAAAGGGGUACUAUCAGCUGGAGUUUAAAGGUUCCUUCAACAAGAAACCCAUCCCUGGUCCAUCAGUGAAUCUCACCGUCAUCCCUGAUCCCAACAAACCUGUCAGCCUGUCAGUGGAAUAUGACACCAAUGCCAAGUUUCCUGCCGGAGGCAAAUUCCCAGUGUUCUCGGUGACCGUGGUGUCUGAUGUAGGAAGCCCGAUAAAAAAUUUUAACCCCGCUGCUGUGUCCAUGUUGCUGUGGAAAGGAGUGCCAUCAGGAAAAACGCCUCCACAAACGGCCAUUGAGCUGAAGUGUAGUAAACCCAUGGAGAAUGAAAAGAAACACUGUUUUCACUUCAGAGAUAAAGAGAUCCCAGAACAUGUUGGAAAGCACACCAUCCAGUUUUCUCUAUGUACAGCCAAAAAAUUCCUAUUCAGUAAUCAGAUUACUGUAAAUGUGGUGGCCAAUCAACCUGUCAAACUGGGACCCGACUCUCAGCCACCAACCCCAGUUGUUUCCUACAGUAAGGCCAUUGCCAACCGAACCUUGGUGGAGAAUAUGACUCUGAGGAUAAUGGAUUCAUAUGGAAACCCAGCGGGGCAGGACCUGGAUGGGAAGUUGGUCGUUUCUAUAAUGAACUCUAGUGGAAACAGCAACAAAAACCUCCCUCUGUUUGAAGGCAAAGUCAAAGGCUUUCAGUUUAGUUUGGUAGAAGGAAAGGCCCACAUCACUAGGCUGGCGAUCAUGGAGAACAGCCCUGGUGAGAAUGGCAGUUCAUACAUCCUCCUCUUCAAACCUGAAGUGUCGAUGGUUGCCACGCCCCUUGCUCCUUUUGAGCUCCCCUUCCAUUUUUACAAUGAUGCGGAAAACCAACGGACAAUGUUUGAGCGGUCCAAGAAGAAAGAUGAGCUGACUGCUGCUGUUGCUGCAUAUAAAGAAAUCUUUACUACAUAUGGCACUCUCCUUCAGUUGAUGACCUCUCAACACAUGGAUGCAAGUAGAAAAGAGGUUAUCCAUAGAAAUGAGCUGAACAAGAGGAACGUGAAAAUAGCACCAACUGCAUCUAUCCCAGAUAUUGACAGACUUUUAACAGAGAAGACUGCUGAAGCCGACACGUUCCGGACCAUGCCCAGAAGAGUCUGCUCCAUCCGUGAUCACUUUAGUGGGCAGCAGGAUGUUUUGGGAAUGGUUGGCCACCUGGCCUUUGUGCAGGAUGAUGCUGCUGCGAGGGUUAUCUCCUGGCAUAUCAGGGGUGACAUGGAUUGUGUCAUCACUAAAACGACAGCAGCAGCACGGAGGAUCUAUGACGACACCCAAGGCAGGCAGCAGGUCAUGGCCCUUGACAGUGUGUAUGUGCCACUAGGCAACAGACCGCUGCCACACAUAAGAAAUGGCCUCAUGCUCUUUGACCCCCCUGGGAACCCAGUCUACGCCAGAGAGCUCCUGAUUUACCCCCAAGACCAGGAGAGCUGUGACAUUGCAUUUAAAAACAUCCUCGGAGAUACUAUUCUGAUUGAUGACCUGGACUCUGCAAACAACUACAGAAGGGCGGUGGUGCAGAAUAAGUCACAGUGUCCCACCAUCCUGACCAGGCAGGGUGACAGGAUCAGUGCCAAGGGGAAGUUCGGAGGCGCACAGAACAAAGCCCCACCGAUGAACACAUUACAAGUGUUUGGAGCCCCCCUCCCACAGCCUUACUACACUCUCAAGGACCAAAUAGACCUGCUAAAUCAGUACCGGUCAGUUCUGGAGAAGAGGGACAAGGCAGCAAAGAACCGUGAAGAUCACUUAAAAAACAUGAAGUCUCCUGACAUGUUGAAAAAGCAACAAGAAAUGGAGGAGAAAAUGAAACAGCUGGAGGAGAUUGAGAGACAACUUGUGUCAACCCCAGUAAGGCCAGUGAAACGGGGUCCUGGAGAUGCUGGUGAGCCAUCUGGCUUCAUUCCAAAGAGAGCAAAGCAGUGAUCCUCAUAUGAGGUGGAAGAAGUCCAGGCUUGUUUGAACACAAGCCUCUUUGGCAAUUUUCUUUUAUUAUUGAGUUUACUAAGUUGUUGUAAUUCAUUUUUAUUUGUACUAGAGUUUUGUUUUCUUAUGUUUUAACACUUUUGUAAUAAUCAAAACCGCUUAUGACAAAGUUAUGUGCAUGGCAUAUCUGAAAGAAUGUCUGGAUUCUUUCGAUACAAUAAGAAAAUACAUAUUUACUAAGA
This is a messenger RNA of Siniperca chuatsi (mandarin fish), 6494 nucleotides long. It is a transcript of the gene smchd1, whose product is annotated as structural maintenance of chromosomes flexible hinge domain containing 1. Gene Ontology annotation, cellular component: chromosome. Gene Ontology annotation, molecular function: protein binding; ATP binding. The record is from RefSeq and is a predicted model, not a curated record. The coding region runs from base 301 to 6252 and encodes 1983 amino acids. The transcript is spliced from 49 exons. Gene Ontology annotation, biological process: chromosome organization; double-strand break repair. Lineage: Eukaryota; Metazoa; Chordata; Actinopteri; Centrarchiformes; Sinipercidae.